Messenger RNA from Frieseomelitta varia, 1436 nucleotides. Its product is annotated as GTP-binding protein 10 homolog. The transcript is spliced from 4 exons. Gene Ontology annotation, molecular function: GTP binding; magnesium ion binding; GTPase activity. NCBI's taxonomy places the organism in Eukaryota, Metazoa, Arthropoda, Insecta, Hymenoptera, Apidae. Gene Ontology annotation, cellular component: mitochondrion. The coding region runs from base 204 to 1373 and encodes 389 amino acids. The record is from RefSeq and is a predicted model, not a curated record.
AUGAACUUAUCAGCGUCAUCUAGCGAAUUAUUCAAAUGAUGUUGUGGAUGUUUUCGUUUUGAAACUGCUCGACAGGUCGAUGAAAAUUAAUAUUAGACAACUGAUAUUAUGAUAUCAACGAAGUUUAUUAAAGAUAUUAACAAUAUAUACGCUUUCGUUUGCGAAUUUAGUCUUGCACGGUAAAAAUAUUUUGUUAAGAAAAGAUGGUCGUACUGACACGAAUUCUAGGUUAUACGGCAAAGUUACCAAGGAAAUAUUUGCGGCGAGGAUUAAUCGACAGCGUACGUAUUCAUGUAACUGGAGGUACCGGCGGUUCUGGAUUACCUAAUUACGGUGGAAUAGGCGGAGCAGGAGGAAAUGUAUAUCUUGUUCCAAAAGAAAGAUUAACAUUACAAUAUGUUAAAUACAAGCUAAAAGGUGUGAAAUUAAAAGCAGGACCAGGAUACGAUAGUAGCAAGAAAGGGCUCAUUGGAACACCUGGAACGGAUUUAAAUAUAAAAGUUCCAAUUGGCAUCACUGUUUAUGAUCAGAAUCGCAUUAAACUUGGAGCAGUGAAUUCAAAGGAUACAAAAUUGUUGGUUGCACAAGGUGGAACAGGAGGAUGCGAAAGGACAGGCUUCUGUGGUCUUAAAGGCGAAAGUCGCACUAUAGUCCUUGAUCUUCAGUUACUUGCUGACGUUGGUUUAAUAGGUUUUCCAAAUGCAGGAAAAAGUACAUUUUUAAAUGUAAUUUCAAAUGCUAAAUCAAAGAUUGCAGACUAUCCAUUUACAACUAUAAAACCGCAAAUAGGUAUUAUAAAAUAUAAAGAUCACAGACAAAUUUCAGUUGCAGAUUUACCAGGUUUAAUUGAAGGUGCAUAUCUUAACAAAGGAAUGGGUCAUAAAUUUUUAAAACACAUAGAGAGAACAAAAUUAUUAUUAUUUAUUGUAGACAUUCAGGGAUGUCAACUUUCCAUUAAACAUAAACAUAAAUCUUGCCUAGAAACUGUGCUCCUAUUAAAUAAAGAGAUUGAACUUUAUAAUCCAGAUUUGUUAGACAGGCCCACAAUAAUUAUAGUAAAUAAAAUGGAUACAAAUGGAGCAAGUGAAAUUUAUAAUGAAAUUGAACAAAAAUUAAAUAAUUUGUCAGAAUUCCUUUCAGAAUUCGAUGAAUCAAUUCAACCAAAAAAGGUAUUGCAAUUUGACGAUAUUAUAACAACAUCUUUGAUUUUAAAAAAUACAGAUGAGAUACAGGAAAUUAAAAGAAAGAUUAGAUAUAUUAUUGACAAGUAUGAAGAAGAAAAAAUUUCUAUUGAAAAUAUGGAUUCAGAUGAAGAUCGUUUACGUACAAAAUUAAAACGACAAAUGCAGCAAUAUGCACCAACAUUUGUAUAGUUUAUUGUAUUUUAAUGAAUUAUAUAAUUAAAACCGGAAAUAUAAUUUUUUAAAAUAAUAUAU